Molecule: messenger RNA, 1603 nt
Organism: Theobroma umbraticum
Lineage: Eukaryota; Viridiplantae; Streptophyta; Magnoliopsida; Malvales; Malvaceae
Product: tetratricopeptide repeat (TPR)-containing protein
Molecular function (GO): protein binding
Source: RefSeq, a predicted model, not a curated record
UGUUGGGAGACGUACGCUCGGGGGAGCAUUUUCAGUUGCUUACUUGGUUAGGAUUGAGUGAGAGAGUGUGAGCAAAAGCAAAGCAAAGGGCAUUUGAAAAACACUGAAAGCAAGAAACAACGAAUUUAAGAAAAUCAAAUGCAUUUGUGGGUUACCAGUUCAACUUAUCCACCGCAUCUCAGUUUCCCUGUAAAGAGCGAGGCUCAAGUGGAAGAAAUCAGGGUGUGCACCAAUCGUACCUGCCGGAGACAGGGCUCCAUGCAGACCUUCUACAUCCUCACGGCUCUGGCCCCGCCUGGUGUCUCCGUGAAGUCCUGCGGCUGCCUUGGCCGCUGCGGUGCUGGCCCCAACGUGGCCCUGCUUCCCGACGGCCAAAUAGUGGGGCACUGCGGCACCGCGGCCGGAGCGGCGGAGCUUAUGGUUGGAUUAUGGCACGGAGGUGGCGUUGGUGAUGCUUCUAACAAGAGUAAGAGUAAGACUAGCCUCGAUGCUCUCGCUUUGAGAAUGAGAGCUGAGGCUCUAGUUGAUGAGGGCAAUUUCAGUGAGGCCGAGCGCUUGCUCUCCCAGGCUAUAGAUUUAAAACCAUUUGGUGGCGUUCACAUCCUUUACAAACAAAGAUCUCUUGCUAGAUUGGCAAUCCACAAUUAUUCUGGGGCUCUUGAGGAUGCCACCGAAUCUUUGACAUUAGCCCCCAACUAUGCCGAGGCUUAUAUUUGUCAAGGUGAUGCAUUCUUGGCUAUGGACCAAUACGAUGCAGCUCAAAAGUCGUAUUCAACAUGUUUGGAAAUAGACCCUUCUAUUUGCCGUUCCAAAUCAUUCAAGAUUCGGAUAGCAAAACUUGAAGAGAAACUAGCUACAAUAAAUAUGUCACAUGACUCCAUUUCAGAGACGUAAUUGUACUGAAGAAGAAUUUAGAACAAGUGAUGUUGUUUCAGAUACUUCCAGGCUGUUGAAGCUGUCAGGUACCAUUAAAUACAUGAAAGAGUUGUUGCUUUGCUGAAAAUCUGCCUUCUGCACUACCAACGGCUACUUUGGGAUCGAUCCCCUACUUCAUGGGAUUGGUUCUUCACCUGAAAUUUAAAAAUUUGUGAGACGGGGAUCUGUUUGCUUAGGGACCUUUUUGCUUCUGUCCAACAUUGACUGAUCCCUUAACCCUUGGGAUCCAUCCUUGUUGCUUCUCUUUGAAUAAAACAUCUAAUUUGAACCUUUUUUGUUUCAAAGCAAUUUUGAUAUUUCGAAACACCGUAAAUACUUGAUAUAAAUAUGAAUUUUAAUGUCAUUAAGUAAUUUAAGAUUUUGAAUAUCUCCUAAGCGUAAAAAAAUUAUUUAAGGGUUUUUGAAAACGAAGAAUUUAAGAUAAAGUCUAUUUAAGCAAUUUUGAUAGUAGUUUUUGUUAUUUCAAAAUUAAAAUCAAUUUAAAGUUAACACUUCCAUUUUUUUUUCUUUAUUUGUUUGUUUUUCCAAGCAUUUUAUUUGACUUGAUUUGUAUUAGAUGUCGUGUUUAGCUUCAAGGUUAAGUUGUUCUUUGUUAUUUCUUUGUUCAAUUACUUUUCGAUUACAUUCUGAUACUAUAAUUCAAUAGAAUUGUAAAAAGAAGCUCCAA